This is a messenger RNA of Drosophila nasuta, 516 nucleotides long. RefSeq lists its product as uncharacterized. The record is from RefSeq and is a predicted model, not a curated record. The coding region runs from base 16 to 516 and encodes 166 amino acids. The transcript has 3 exons. NCBI's taxonomy places the organism in Eukaryota, Metazoa, Arthropoda, Insecta, Diptera, Drosophilidae.
GUCGCUAAAACCGGCAUGGGCGCGAAAAGGAGCGCAAUAUUGGGGAUUGGGAUUGGACAAGAAUCAACAGCACUUGCCGUCCUACAAUCCAAUUGUGAACAACAGCAGCAUCAGCAUCACCUUCACCUCAGCAGCAGUAAUAAUAAGAACAACUACAACUACAUAAACAAAAUGGCGCACUUCAAAAUUGUCGCUUUCUUCGUUUGCGCUGUCGUUCUCUUCGUGCUGAGCACGAAGUCUGCCGAAGCGGCCAUUGCACGCGUCAAGUUUAGCAAUCCUUCGUAUCCCGGCAAAUGUGUGCUCAACUCGAACGUGAUUAUGGCCCCUGGACAAACUGGCAAGGCACCCGAUCAUCUGUGCGCCGGCGUCACAUGCUUGGAGAACGGUUAUGUGGAGUUCCGCACUUGCCAGGCAAAGGCACCGCCAAAGGGCUGCAAGCAGCGCGACUUUGUCAACACGAACCGUAACUAUCCCGAAUGCUGUGAACGCUCGUAUGAUUGCACCAAGCACAUUUAA